GUAAACUUUCUUCUUAAGCCAUCUAAUCGGAAAUCCGAGUGAAUUUUAUUUUUUCUUAAUGCCCCGAUAUAAAAAAAAUAUAUACAUAUAUUAACAUCAUUCUAACAUUUUGACGUCCGUUCAUAAAACGGCAAUCUCGUGUCACAUAGUUCAAUAAUAAUAAUAAUAAUAAUACUCUCCCUAUUCACCCCCUUACGAGUUAAUUUUUAACCCCAUAAGCAGAGCUUGAUUGACCUUCUGUCAACUGGUUAAUGGUAAUGACAAUAAUAGUAGAAGUAUCCUGAAAGUCUUUGUAGUUAUUUAUCAACAUGAAGUUAAAUGAAACGAAUAGAAUUAUAAUUCAAGUAAUAAUUGGUUGUGGAGAGAAAACAAGGAUUCAGAAAGAUAUAAUUUAUUUAAUGAUUAAUAUCCUAACUGAGAAUCAAAACUUCUUAAUCUCCGAAUUGAACCGGUUAUUCCCAAACAGCAAUAAUCUGUGGCUACAGCAAGAUGGUGCGCCUCCACACUAUGCGGUCUUGGUGAGAAACUACUUGGACAACGUCUUACAAAAUCGGUGGAUAGGUAAAAGAAGAUCAAUAGAAUGGCCACCUUGGUCACCAGAUUUAACUUGAUUUUUAUCGGUAUACUUGAAAAGUAAAGAGUACCAAAAUAGACCAAUGAACUCAAAGAGAUUGCAAAAAUUACAUUACAUUUUAGUUGAAUGACAACUAUUUGAGCACCUGAUUAAAAUUUGGUUGUAUUAAAUAAAUAAUAUUUUACAAAUACAUGUAUUUAAGAUGUAAGUUUCUUGUUUUUUUGAUAUUUGUUUCUUACUGGUAUUAGAAAGAGAUCUUUUACAUGACCUGUUUUAUGUGAAAUUGGUUCCCUGUUGGGAUAUUAUUAAAUAAAUUAAAUACUCUGAGCCCUUGUAUUAUUUAAAUUGGUUAGUGUGACAUAUUACGGCACACAAAGGUCUGUGCAUGGAGGAAGGAUCUGUGUUACUGUGUUUACAUAUUCCUCAUUUAAUCGUCGGAUAGGUAGCGUAGGUUUCUAACGCGCUCGUUUGCGAGCAAUUUUGUAGUUGGGAGACACAUCGACUUCGAAUCCUACAGAAGACCAUGUGAAUUUAUUUGCAUGGUUCUCUAUAGGAUUUGAUGGAUGCCGUAUUAGCAGAAAUUUAAUUUCUGUUGUUAUGACAUCCGGAGUAUAAUGGCAUGCGUUACUGUUUUGUUAAUGGUGGGUGGGGUUUUCCUCACCUGUAGGUCAAAUAUGGCACCAACAAUCACCUUUAAAAGGCGGUUUUAUUCUCUAUUCAACCGUGCAAAAAAAUUUAAAAUUUGCUUCAUUAUUUCUCGACUAAUUAUUGUUUCAGAACAAAUUAACGUAGUGCACUCAUCCUUAGAAUUAAAAUUCGGCCCUGCAUGAUAUCGGUUUUGGUUCAGACGUGAAAUAAGACUUUUUGCCAUUAGAUAAUGUCACUGUUAGUUUAGUUGCUUUCCCAUUUGUGAUGUUUUGUUAUUUUUAAACAUUAAUAAAUCAACACGUAAUGAAGCAAAUUUCAAAAUAUUUUGCACGGUUGAAUAGAGAAUAAAACCCCCUUUCAAAUGAGCUAUCACUCACCAUCCCAUACCAUUUAAAUUUUUCGAAAGGGUUGCUCCCCUACUGUAAGGGAUGAACUUAAGGGUAAACUAUUCAUACAAAAUGUACAUUGUAGCAAUAAAAAAUCGACGUGUCUCGGCGAUUUUCCUAACAAGACUCCAGUAACGAGUUAGUUAGGGGGGUAAGACUUAUGAUGCUUACUGUAUAUGUAUUGCAACACCCAUAUUUAUUUAAUUUUAAUGAUCUAGAAUUUAAAAUUUUACUAUAGUUUAUUAAAUUAUUUAGUUUUAGUAAUGAAACGUUACCUAUUCGUUUUUAGUAUAUAUAGUUUUUAAAAAAUACAUUUUAUUUAUUUAUUAAACUUUAUUUAAAAUUUUUAGGGAAGAGAAGAAAAUGCAGAAAUGAAAAACAAAAGCAGAUAAAAUAUAUGUAAUUCUUCGAAAUUUGGAAUUCCUACAUAAUCAAAUUAACAAUCAUCCCAAAAGAAAGUGAAAAAUAAAAUUCUUUGAUAACAUGUUGAAUAAUGACUAACAUGGCAUUUCGAAUUGCGACGAAUUACUAACAUCUAUUAUCUGCUUUUUAUGUGUUUCUGCGUUUUUCUCUUCAAAUUUCCAAAAUGACUAAAUGUAGGUAAAUGGUACAUACAUCUCUCAUUAUAAUAAAAAAAUUGACAAAUUAUAAAAUUUCUUUUUCUUAGAAUUAUUAAAAUAGAAAAUACUACGUAGAUAAUAAAAUAAAAUAUUUUUAAAUACGCUUAUUUUCCAAUACUGACAGGACAACGAUAUAAAAAAAAUGCUAUUGAAUAUAUCCAAUCCUUGAUAUCGAAAGGGCGUAGUUAACCCAAAUUUUUUUUUUCUGGUUGGUUGGGAAUCCAUUACGGACACCAGGCAUAUGGUUCUGCCCAUACCUAGUAGUGUGGGACUCCCGGCUAAGGGUACAAGGCCGGUAUACCCACUAAAACCACCUCCUUGCUCUAUCCUUUUUUUUUAGUUAAACCAAGUUCCUUUUUUCCAAAUAUAUGCGUCUCAUAUUUAUUUUGUUUGAUGCAUUAGUUAACUGUACAAAUACGUAAUUACCAGAAAAGCGGGUAUAUUUUGUAUCUUUCGACAUAAUUCACAGAUCGGUAGUGAAGUAUCUCUGAUUUAACAAUCUAGCAUGUGGUCUGAAUAUACCCAAAGUAAUAGCAAAAAACUCUAUUAAGUUGGUUUUAUGAAAGAAAAAUUAUGCAAGGAAUACAUUUUUGUAAAUCUAUCAAAUAAAUAGAAAUGUAUUUUAUACAUUUUUUUCUUCUAUUUAAG
Psylliodes chrysocephalus is the source of this 2876-nucleotide messenger RNA. The record is from the annotation of a GenBank genome assembly. Lineage: Eukaryota; Metazoa; Arthropoda; Insecta; Coleoptera; Chrysomelidae.